Molecule: messenger RNA, 732 nt
Organism: Haemonchus placei
Lineage: Eukaryota; Metazoa; Nematoda; Chromadorea; Rhabditida; Trichostrongylidae
Source: the annotation of a GenBank genome assembly
AUGCCUCAAGUUACAGUCGAGUCUCAUUGUGAACCAAAUGACACUCGUCUCAUCAACCCAUGGCUGUGUUCGCCACUUCUGUCCUGGCCUCCAACACGGUCCGGUGAUCUUCCCACACCGAUUCCAAUAGCUCCAUCCAAUAUACAACAUCCUUCCUUGUUACUGACGACAGCAUGUGGUCUGACUACGCAACCGAUGGUUGGAGCCUCAUCAGCAACAACGGCCGGUUCUUGCGGUGCCUUUCAAAAGGAAAAUCUGCCGUCUACAAUGCCAAGCCAAUGCAAAUCCGCUUUCUUUCCCCUGCCCUAUAUGCUGGAAUCGAGACGAUACAGCGAACCUGCUCCUCCGCCGGCUCAUUUCCUUUCACAGCGUCGACGAAGUAAAGAAGGCACUAUUUCAGUUUCCGGUCAAGUCACAUACUUGUGGGAAUUUUUGCUCCGCCUACUUCAGGACAAGGAGUACUGCCCAAAGUUUAUUAAAUGGAUUGAUCAGUCCAAGGGUGUAUUCAAGCUUGUAGACUCCAAAGCAGUCUCACGACUCUGGGGUAUGCACAAAAACAAGCCUGGUAUGAACUACGAGACAAUGGGGAGAGCUUUACGGUAUUACUAUCAACGUGGUAUUUUACAAAAAGUCGACGGCCAACGUCUGGUCUAUCAAUUUGUCGACGUGCCCAAAGAUGCGCUACAGGCUCGUUGCACAAUAGUUUUCCGAUCAAGCCGUCGGCAACCGUAA